This is a messenger RNA of Amblyraja radiata (thorny skate), 1263 nucleotides long. RefSeq lists its product as uncharacterized. The transcript is spliced from 5 exons. Gene Ontology annotation, cellular component: plasma membrane. The record is from RefSeq and is a predicted model, not a curated record. Lineage: Eukaryota; Metazoa; Chordata; Chondrichthyes; Rajiformes; Rajidae. Gene Ontology annotation, biological process: regulation of actin cytoskeleton organization; regulation of bone resorption; regulation of osteoclast development. Bases 103 to 1263 code for a protein of 386 amino acids.
GGACAAGGACUGUUUGAUUGAAAUGCAAUGUGUCAAAAUUGACUUCUCCAUUUGAAGCUGUAUGACAAUUCUUGCAAAGUCUCUUGAGCCCUUUUACAUUCUAUGUUAAAUGUAAAAUUCAGAAAACUACAGAAAACUGCAGGAGUCUCGGUUCUACUCGUCCAGUGGGUAGACUUACGGCAUUUGAAAGCUCAACGAGAGAAGAGAAUGCUGUUCAUUUUGCUUUGUGCCUUUGCACUGCCUGUCACCGCUGAUCGCUUCAGUGUCAAUGGUUGGACCAUGGAGACACCGGACAUGGUGAUGGGGAGGGAGGGGAAGCUCGUGGUUCUGUACUGCAAGUUCAUUCACCCUCACCCUCAAUACAAAGGCAACAUCAGCAUCAUCUGGAAAGAGAAGUGGUCCAAGGAGCCCACGAAGACCUUUUUCAAAUACACAAAUUAUCUAUCGAGCGGCAAGUAUAAAAAUGAGAUCGUGGAUAAUGUAGGAGCUCGCUACAGACCAAUGGGGGACCCUCGGAAGAACGAUGCUUCCAUAAUCAUUAAUCAGCUGAUAACGACGGAUACAAACAAGGGCCUCAACUGUCGUGUUGAGCUCACACAAGCAGGAGCAAAGUUUCAAAGGCCACAUGGGCGAAUCACAGCAUCAGGUGAUGUCAGCGCAUCUAUGGUGAUCGGGAAGAGAGGAGGUGGUGCCACACUGAACUGCAACUUCAAACACUCGAGUGCAAAUCGCAGGGUGAUCACUAUCCUCUGGAUGAAGGGGACUCCAUGGGAAGAGUCCGUUGUCUUUAAACAUACCCGCUCCUACGCCACAAGUGGUCCCGGCACUGACAAUGUAAAUAGAGGAGGUCGAUAUGAGCUGGUGGGAAACCUAGACAAGGGAGAUGCCUCCAUCAGAGUGAGGGGACUCACGUUGAAUGACACCAACAACUAUUUCUGUCAUGUUUGGACCUGGAAUUCCCCUCUGAAGAAAAAUAUUCAGGUGACUCAGGAUGAGACGGGACUACAGGUUUUGGUUGAUAAUGACAGAGCAUCCAUGGUGAUUGGGAGGAAGGGUGCGACUGCCACACUGCCCUGCUCCUUCAGUCCCUCGAUCAGGAAUCCCAGCUCCAUCACCAUCAGCUGGAUAAAGUGGAAUCCACCAAAAUGGUCUGUUGUCUUUCGUGACACCUUUCUAAAAAUAUGUAACUAUGCUAUCCAGUUGCGCUAUGCAAUGACUGGACCCAUUGCACUGACCCAGUGCCAUGAGCAAAACCACUUGUAA